Molecule: messenger RNA, 642 nt
Organism: Glycine soja
Lineage: Eukaryota; Viridiplantae; Streptophyta; Magnoliopsida; Fabales; Fabaceae
Product: protein MAINTENANCE OF MERISTEMS-like
Exons: 2
Coding region: 1-642 (213 amino acids)
Source: RefSeq, a predicted model, not a curated record
AUGACGGAGAGGUACGCCUGGGGAGUGGCUGCUCUGGUGCAUAUGUACGACCAGCUGAACGAUGCAUGUAUCAGCCACAGCCGACAACUUGGUGGUUACAUCACACUGCUUCAGUGCUGGAUUUACGAGCACUUUCUGUCAGUCGCGGACUCCACUGCUGAUCAGGACUACAACAAGGAUUCUCCACGUGCGUGUAGGUGGAUUGCGAUGAAGAAGACUGUGAAGAGCAUUUGUACGUCGGCGUACAAGGAGCGCCUGGACCGACUCCGAAUUCCGGAUGUCUGUUGGAUCCCGUAUGGGGAACACCGAUCGGUCCGGGACUUCCACGUCAGAUCAUGCUAUUUCAGUCUCUUGCGCUGGGGGCCUGUUGCUAUUUAUUACCGACCAGAGAGGGUCGUGUGGCAGUUUGGAUACACGCAGACCAUUCCUACUCCUCCUGUUGAUUCAUGGCUCUCGUAUGAUGACAUAAACGACAGGUGGAUGCACUACUCAGAUCAUAUCGUUCCAACAGGUGAGGUGUGCGCUGUGCCAGGUCAGUGUGCCAGUGACUACAUGGACUGGUUCUUCUGCAUCUCGCAUCCUUUCAUGACACCUGGCCACACAUCAGAUCCUCUGUCUGAUGGUCAUGCCCCACAGUCCUGA